Molecule: messenger RNA, 489 nt
Organism: Arachis duranensis
Lineage: Eukaryota; Viridiplantae; Streptophyta; Magnoliopsida; Fabales; Fabaceae
Product: F-box/kelch-repeat protein At1g30090-like
Exons: 1
Coding region: 1-489 (162 amino acids)
Molecular function (GO): protein binding
Source: RefSeq, a predicted model, not a curated record
AUGGCAUCUUAUGAUACAGUAGUUCUCAACGGGAAGCUUCUCGUCAACGAAAGCUGGUUAUGGCCCUUUUAUGUCUCUCUAAGGGGACAAGUCUAUGAUCCCAGAACAGAUAACUGGGAAAACAUGGCUGUUGGACUUAGAGAAGGCUGGACCGGUUCAAGUGUCGUUGUUUAUGGCCACUUGUUUGUUGUCUCUGAGCUCGAAAGAAUGAAGCUAAAGGUCUAUGACACAGAAACAGACUCCUGGGAUGCCAUAGAUGGCCCCCCUUUGCCUGAGCAAAUAUGCAAGCCUUUUGUUGUCAAUGCUUGCGAUUGCCAUAUUUAUGUCGUGGGUCGAAAUCUUCACGUUGCUGUUGGUCAUAUCUAUAGACUGCUUCCAGACAAAAAUUCUGACGAAAAAUGGAGCUUCAGUGUUCGGUGGCAUGUAAUCGAUGCACCAGAGAGUUUAUCUGAUCUCACUUCUUCAAGCUCUCAGGUGCUGUUUGCAUAA